UUCAACACAGCCACUGCUCGGAGCAUGCGAGCUGCACACAGCUUAUCUUAUCACCAGGUACAAUAUCAACGGUACCAUCCGUCGCACACGAUAACAGUGGCUACAACGAGGACAAUGUGUCGAUCCACGGUGUCAGGCUCAGUGCGUUACUUCACCUCUGCUCCAGCAGACAGACAGAAUUUUCGAAAACGAGGUGCUUUUUUCGUGACAAAAAUGUGACAACCAGCAAAGACAAUGUGAAAAACCGUGUAUGUGUGUGUAUGUGUGAGAUCGUACUAUUUCUAAUAGAAAGUGACAGUACGAGUCAGAACAAAACGAACCCUGCAACGAAACGAUACUUCCGGACCGUACUUCCGGAUCACUUCCCCCUUUCUGUCGCUCUCUACCUAUCUCCCUCUUUCCAUCGUGCUCUCUGCGUUUUUAAAAGCCUCGUGACCUGCUCAAUUGCACGCGUCCUCAAAAUGGCAAGAAUGUGUUACAAUUCGAAUAGCUUCCAUCCGGAAGCAACCGUACUGCUGCUGAUUGCGAUAAGCCUUCCGGCAAUCGUUUUAGCAGGUAGUGUUGGCACAGGUGAAAGCUCAGGCAGCAGCAGCGGAAAAUUCUGCCCCAAAAUAUGUACCUGUGAUGUGAUCGAAGAUUUAAAACGGGCCGAUUGUAGCAAUGAAAAGCUUAUCAACACAUACACGGACGUGCCGUACGAUGUGGAAAUUCUCGAUCUUAGCAUCAACAUCAUAUCCUCGAUCGAGAAUGAAAACUUCAUGCAUUACGACUAUCUAGUGAAGCUGUUCCUGUCGGAAAAUUCCAUCCAAACCAUUUCCCUCGAUGCAUUUGCCAGCCAGCAGCGCUUGACAACGCUGGACCUAUCGUACAACCGUUUGGAACACCUUAACGAGCAACUGUUUGAGCGCAACCUGCAGCUGGUCGAUCUGAACCUUUCGGGUAACAAUUUCAUGAUGCUGCCAGAUGCACCAUUCCUCAAAAGCUACUCUAUACUGUUUCUUCAUCUCUCCAACUGUCGCAUACCGCACGUUUUCGAUACGAUGUUUAUCGAUUUACCGAACUUGCAGUCGUUGGAUCUGUCGAGGAACAUCAUGAAUAGCUUGGCUACGGUUCCUUUCGCGCACCUGAGAAAGCUGACCUCGAUCAAUUUGCUCGACAAUCGAUGGGACUGCAAAACGGAAGGCGUGCGAAAUACGGUUCGAUGGAUAAAGUCGAGAGUGCCUGCUACCGUUGUGGAUAGUUGCUUGCUCUCCGAUCUCCAUUAUCAGGGUAAUCGGUUUGAAAGAAUCAUGGAAGAUCCUACGCUGAACGAUCGGAAACAGCAGCGUCACGAUGUAGCGAUUGAAGAGGUUUGGGGCACACAAAGAUCGCCGCUGCCUAGAGAUGUCGGGGAAGAUCUUUGGCCCAGCUUUAUGAACAAAACCUGCUCCUUCACCGACCUGGAACACGAUGCAUCGAAAGAAUCUUGCGAACAGUUCGUCGAAUGUCAGCGAGCGUACAGUGAACUGUAUCACGCACAUAAGCUGCAACUCACUCGUAAAAACACCCGAUGCAGUGAAUAUUUGCGCACGGGAGUGUUCGUUGGUGGCGUGCUGGUGGGUCUCAUGCUUGGUUCCUUCCUAACAUACACCGUCGGUUGGGUGGUUCGCAGUUGCCGCAAACGUUCCAUGCAGAAGAAAGCGAACGAUGGUCCCGACCAAAGGCGCUUGCAUCGUGAGCUGAGAAGAGAAAUUCGAGGGCGCAAUCAGUUUGAACACACACGUUUAAACGAAUCACCAAUUUUCACGCGAAGUGACCGUGCCCCGGGCACGGUACGAGCUUCCGUACCACAGAAUGACGAAAUUUAUCGAAACCAUGAACACACGCGACAAUUUUUGGUGAACCUUUUCUCCAAACGCCAACCACGCUAUGUGCGCAGCAAUUCGCAGCUCGCCAACAUCAACAACCGAUACAUUCCACCCACUCAGAUACGUGAUGAGCCACGGGAAGUGACGAAUGUGGUGCCUCGUGCAGUUUCCGACACUGGACGACUGUGGGAGCAUCCGUUUGACGUCAACUAUCACGGACGAGAACGGGUACCUACGGACGAACCGGAUGCUUCCUUUCGUCUAAGUGACGAUCUGCAACCGACAUGGAUAAGCAUACGACCGAACGGUCACGGAACGCUUACGCGUAGCCCACGAUCACGCAAAGAUGGGGAUACUACGUUAGGCGAAAGUCCUCCGCCGCCUUAUGCAGAGUGUACAUUGGAUACACAACCACAGCACGAAACGGUUAAUAUGUACUAAAUUCAAUAAGCCUCCCUAGUAUUUAAAGCAGAGAUUAUUAAAAUUACUCAUAAUAAUUGGGAAGAAUAGUUAGAAUACCAAAUAAAAUUUCAAAUAAGCAAUGAACUGUGUUGAUAUCCAA
Molecule: messenger RNA, 2409 nt
Organism: Anopheles stephensi (Asian malaria mosquito)
Lineage: Eukaryota; Metazoa; Arthropoda; Insecta; Diptera; Culicidae
Product: slit homolog 1 protein-like
Exons: 6
Coding region: 261-2288 (675 amino acids)
Cellular component (GO): extracellular matrix
Molecular function (GO): protein binding
Source: RefSeq, a predicted model, not a curated record